Molecule: messenger RNA, 315 nt
Organism: Radiomyces spectabilis
Lineage: Eukaryota; Fungi; Mucoromycota; Mucoromycetes; Mucorales; Radiomycetaceae
Exons: 1
Coding region: 1-315 (104 amino acids)
Source: RefSeq, a predicted model, not a curated record
AUGGGCUUCAUGGAGAUGGUGCGGCAACGCUACGAUAUGCGUAAAGUGGAACGGUACACGAAACGAAGACAGUCGCAAAGCCAGUUUCAAUGUCAUGACCGUAGUUACUAUGAAGCGAUAUAUCGGGAUGGCGUGUAUCUUGAUCCAUCGGAUUUGGACACGGCACCUUCGUCUGGACAGAACACGACACGCUUAUCCUACAAGCCUCAGCGUUGGUCACUUUCCGAUGUUUUGAACAAGAAAAAACGCUCUACUAGCCUGGCGGCGGCUCAAAUCAAAACCUCAGAAACAUACACAUUGGGCGGCCGACCUUGA